CAAAGAUUUAAAAAGUUUGAAGACUAUUCAAAGUUAAAAAACGGAAUUAGCAGAAGAGCAACAAAAACAAGUUUGGGUAAAGCGCAAAGAAAAUGGAAUCUGAAAGUCUGCUGAAUAAGGAGCAAGAAGAAGCAAGAAGAAGCCCUUCUUCCUUCACUUGUGGUGUUCUCUUCAGCACCUCCGUCGCUGUCGCUGGAUCUUUCUGUUAUGGCUGCGCCAUGUCAUAUUCGUCGCCUGCUCAAUCCAAAAUCAUGGAAGAACUGGGACUUUCUGUGGCAGAUUAUUCGUUUUUCACUUCAGUAAUGACAUUAGGAGGAAUGAUUACGGCCGCGCUUAGCGGAAAACUCGCUGCACUCAUUGGUCGUCGACGAACAAUGUGGAUCUCAGACGUCUGCUGCAUCUUUGGUUGGCUCGCUGUAGCGUUUGGACAUGAUAUUAUGCUGCUAAACAUUGGACGACUCUUCUUGGGUUUUGGGGUUGGUCUCAUAAGUUAUGUGGUUCCAGUGUACAUAGCAGAAAUUACACCCAAAAUAUUUCGCGGAGGAUUCACCUUUUCAAAUCAGCUUCUGCAAUGUUUUGGGAUUUCGCUCAUGUUCUUUACCGGAAACUUUUUCCAUUGGCGAACUUUAGCUCUUCUAAGUGCAAUCCCAUGUGCUAUCCAAGCGAUAUGUUUAUUUUUUAUUCCUGAAUCUCCUAGAUGGCUGGCGAUGUAUGGUCGAGAUCGAGAACUUGAAGUUACUCUUACGAGACUAAGGGGAGAAAAUAUUGAUAUUCUCGAAGAAGCAUCUGAAAUCAGAGAAACAGUGGAAAUUUCAAGAAGAGAAUCUGAAAAUGGAGUAAGGGAUUUGUUCCAUAUGAGAAACGCUCAUGCGCUAAUCAUUGGAUUGGGACUAAUGCUUUUGCAACAAUUUUGUGGGAGCUCGGCGAUAAGUGCUUACGCUGCUAGUAUUUUCGACAAAGCCGAUUUUCCAACGGACAUUGGAACAACCAUCCUCGCGGCUAUUUUGGUGCCUCAAUCUAUUGUUGUCAUAUUAACUGUUGACCGAUGGGGACGCCGACCGCUUCUAAUGAUAUCUUCGAUUGGUGUGUGCAUAUGUUCAUUUUUAAUCGGCCUCUCUUACUAUCUUCAGAAGCAUGGAGAAUUUCAGAAGUUUUGUUCCGUUUUGUUAAUUGUCGGUAUAAUGGGCUAUGUCUCAUUCUUCUGCAUUGGUCUAGGUGGAAUACCAUGGAUAAUAAUGUCCGAGGUAUUUCCGUUGAAUGUGAAAAUCACCGCAGGUAGCCUUGUAACGGUGUCAAACUGGUUUUUCAGUUGGAUUAUCAUUUAUAGUUUCAAUUUCAUGAUGCAAUGGAGCUCUUCAGGAACAUAUUUUGUUUUUUCUGGAGUUUCUCUUAUGACGAUCAUAUUCAUAUGGAUUUUGGUGCCUGAAACGAAAGGUCGAACCCUUGAAGAGAUUCAAGCAUCACUAGUCGGGCGCUAGUAAAUCUAAGUAUGAUAUGUUACAUUUCUUUUUUUUUUAAAAGAAAGGUUUUAUUUACAUGUUACAAACUUUUUAAUAAUGAAUACGUAGUUCUUUUAAAUUGUUUACUUUCGACUAACUUGUUUUAUACGGUUGAAAGUGAAAACAGCGAAAAUAUUAUGCUGUUAUAAAAUUUUAAA
This is a messenger RNA of Eutrema salsugineum, 1657 nucleotides long. Its product is annotated as sugar transporter ERD6-like 2. Gene Ontology annotation, biological process: carbohydrate transport; transmembrane transport. The record is from RefSeq and is a predicted model, not a curated record. The transcript has 18 exons. Gene Ontology annotation, cellular component: membrane. Gene Ontology annotation, molecular function: sugar transmembrane transporter activity. Lineage: Eukaryota; Viridiplantae; Streptophyta; Magnoliopsida; Brassicales; Brassicaceae. Bases 93 to 1478 code for a protein of 461 amino acids.